CGAGUACCUGAUGUACGGCGUCGCAUUCGUGCUCGCCUUCAUCGGACUCAAGCUGCUCGGCAGCUUCGCCGGCGUCGAGGUGCCCACCGAGGUGUCGCUCGCGGUGGUCGUGGCCUCCAUCGGCGCCGGCGUGGGCGCGUCGCUCCUCCUGCCGCCGCCGGACGACGACAGCGGCGGCGGGAGUAGCGGCGAGUGACCCCACGACGGGCGUGGGUUCUGGGUAGCGUGAGGCGGGGCAGACCCCAGCUGACAAUGUACCUGUCGCUUCCGCGCUCUCCACCGCGCCGCCGCGGCCGGGCUGUACUCCGCGCGCUGGGCGCGUACUUGCGCGCAUCCCUUAUGUGUGUGUGCGCCUCUCGCUCGGACAUGUUUGAAAAUUCGAUUCUCGCG
Messenger RNA from Emiliania huxleyi CCMP1516, 390 nucleotides. RefSeq lists its product as hypothetical. The transcript has 2 exons. Bases 11 to 196 code for a protein of 61 amino acids. Lineage: Eukaryota; Haptophyta; Isochrysidales; Noelaerhabdaceae. The record is from RefSeq and is a predicted model, not a curated record.